Molecule: messenger RNA, 1970 nt
Organism: Lingula anatina
Lineage: Eukaryota; Metazoa; Brachiopoda; Lingulata; Lingulida; Lingulidae
Molecular function (GO): hydrolase activity
Source: RefSeq, a predicted model, not a curated record
AAGUAAACCAACUGCAUGCUUUCGGCUCAGGUAAAUACAAGGCCUCUAUACAGGUUACGAGGCAAGAUUUGAUUGUACAGGGAAGAAAGGGGGAGAUGACAGAGAUGGACUUGACAGAUCUGGUGGAUACACAUUUUCAUCUCUGGAACUUGAAGAAAUUCCAGUAUGCCUGGCCUGAUGCUGAUGUGCCAAUACUGUUCAGGGAUAUCAACAUAGAGGAGUAUGCAGAGGAGACCAGAGACACUACCUUCAGACAUGCUGUUUUUGUACAGGUGCUCAAUAACUGCCCUGAGGAGACCAAAUGGCUUCUGAAACUGGCAAAGACGCAUCCAUUUCUGAAGGGGGUUGUAGGUGGCAUUGAUCUGACCUCCCCAGAUCUUGAGAAAACUUUGGAUGAACUCUCCAUGGACCCCAAAUUUGUUGGCACUCGCCAUAUAUUGGACUUCGAGAAGGAGGACUGGCUGACGCGUGAGGAUGUGAAGAAAGGAUUAGGAAUAUUGGAGAAGAAAGGACUGACCUUUGACCUCUUACUAAGGCCUCAUCUUCUGAAGCAUGUGCCUUCCCUUGGAGCCCAGUUUCCUAAUUUGAAGAUGGUGGUGGACCAUAUUGCUAAACCAUUCAUCAAAGAUGGAAAGAUGGAAGGAUGGAAAGAGGAUAUGGAGAAGAUUGCCAAGUGUCCAAAUAUCAGCUGUAAACUGUCAGGGUUAGUGACUGAGGCAGAUCUCAAGGAUUGGAAGGUGGAGGACUUUGUGCCAUAUGUUAAGCAUGUUAUGAAAAUCUUUGGAGUAGAUCGGUGUUUUUUUGGCUCCGAUUGGCCAGUGAGUCUUAUGGCUGGAGCUUCAUUCCAGAAAGUCUUUCAAGUUCUUCAGGAUAUUUUGAAAAAACUGGAUGUAACAGAAGAAGACCAAAUCAAAAUUUUCCGAGAAAAUGCCAUCAAGUUUUAUAAUCUUAAGAUUUAGGGUAGAUCUAUUGAUCUCAGGGACAGCUUGCUGUUGUGCAGUGAGCAAGCUAGUGCAUUAUGAUAUUGCAAUUUAUUCUUACUUUAUUAAGUAUAGUUUUAUUACAUUCAACAGUUUUAAUUGGUUCUAGGAACUUGCAUAUGAUACUUGAUAUUAGAUAGGGAAUAUCCUUGGGUCUGGGGUAUAGCGGUAUGCACAAAUAUUUUAUUGAAAUAUUAUCAAUAUUGUAAAAGCUUAAUUUUAGCCUGAUUUGUAAUAAUUAAAGAUUGGUUUAGGUAUGUAAUUGGAAUUCCUACAUAGUAUUCGCCAUAUUGACACGAAUUUCUAUGAGUGGUGAUGUUUACUUAUAUAGUUAUUUUAUGGGACUUUUGAAAUUUUUUGUUCUGUGGAUGAUAUGAUUCCAUUAGUGCCUGUACUAAAUGUUACUGCCGAUGAUUAGUCUUUGAACCCUAGGUGACUCUUUCCAGGAAGCAACUUUACAAGUUUCCAGAGCUUUAAACAUGUUUUAAACAAAUGAAAAUGUAAACUUCGUUUUGAAGUUUUUUUCUCUAAGAAUACCCAUAUAAAAACUGAUAUUAACACAUUGAAAUGUAUGUUUAAAAUAUUUUAUCUGUAGUUGGUUGAUGUACAGUGCCUACAUUUUACAUAUCGGGUGAUUUAUGCUGUGGAGCACAGACAGGUUAUCUUUUACUUGAAUCGUCUUUUUUAAAGAAAUGAUGUGCUACUAAAAUUUUUAUAUGCAUAUUAUUUAAUUCAUAUCGGGAUAUUAGAGUUUUUCAUAUUUUAAUAUUCCUGUCUAUUAUUCCUUCUGUAGAUUGCCUUACGCACGAGAAUAAGCGCAUACCUACAGUGAUAAUGGGGAAAAAGGAGAAAGGCGCACGUUGGUUGUCUGCCAUUUAUGUGUGUGUGUGUGUGUGUGUGUGUGUGCGGGGGCGCUCGUGUAACCACCAGUUGGGGUGUUCAGUAUACAACGUAGACAACAGACUAAACCAUUAAUAAACUUACCAAUUG